Molecule: messenger RNA, 1402 nt
Organism: Acanthochromis polyacanthus (spiny chromis)
Lineage: Eukaryota; Metazoa; Chordata; Actinopteri; Pomacentridae
Gene: s100a11
Product: S100 calcium binding protein A11
Exons: 3
Coding region: 940-1206 (88 amino acids)
Cellular component (GO): perinuclear region of cytoplasm
Molecular function (GO): transition metal ion binding; calcium ion binding
Source: RefSeq, a predicted model, not a curated record
GUAAUCACUUUAAAUAUUUUUAGUUUUUUUUUGAAGAUUUUUACUCAUUUUUUAAAAUAUUUACAAUUUUCAGAUUGUUUUUAUUUCUUGCCAAAUUUGGGGAUUUUUUUUUUAACAAAGGGAACCUUUUAAGGAAUUUUCUUCUUGAAGAUUUUUAUAAAUUUGGGUAAAUUUUUGCUGAAUUUUCUGGAUUUUUUUCAGACAAGGCAACAGUAUUUUUGGUGCCAUAAAUGAGAAGAACAGGAUGAUUAAGACACCUAAGCUUGACAGUCCUGGUAAAAUAUAGCUUAAAAUAAGUUUCCCCAGCUAAUUUUAAUCUUAUUUCAAGAAAUCUUACCGAGCCAUUUUUCACUUCCUCUAUUGGCAGAGGGUAAAAGUUCUUUGAAAUAAGUUUUUUUUUUCUUGUUUUGAGACUGGAGUUUUUUUCCAGUGUGGAGUGCAGAUGGGUCAGAUAAUCAUGAAAAAUGGGCUGAAAUAUCCCCCCAAAAAAGCUAAAACGCAUCAAACGUAUUUCUCUCUGUGGGGUUAGUUGCGUGUUUGUCCUCGUCGCCGUAUUAUUUGAGUCAUGUUUUGUAUAAACUGAUUACCGCUUAGCCAUGCAUGAUUCCACCUCCUGAUUAGAGCGGCCUGAUGCCAUCUCUAAAGCCCUUGCUCUGCUAAAACACACACAAAUGGGUUUUGUGCUAUCAUCAGUACAAAUUUGCCCUUUUGUAGGACACAGUGGCAGUUUUCUGUCUUGUGUAUUUAUGUGUGCAGUUUUUUUUCUUCUUUUCUUUUUGAUGAGUGUCUCCAGAGUGAUGGGGGCACCCUGCCGCCGUUUUCCGCUGAUGUGUGCACGACUGCCGGAGAUGAAGCGUAUAUAUUCAGAGAGGUGGCGGUCAGAGAGGAGGGACGAGGCUCUUGGUACCACACUGUCUUAACACAGCAGCACACGUCAUCAUGGAAGCAGCCAUCAAAACUCUGAUCGCCCAGUUCAAGACCUACGCCGAUGGGCAGGAUGGACCCGCCAGCACCCUCAGCAAAGACGAAUUCAAAAGUCUGGUGAUUGCUCAGCUACCAAACCUGGUCAAGAACGCCAAUGAGCCCGGAGUGAUCGACCAGCUCAUGGGCUCGCAGGACGCCGACAAAAACGGCGAGCUGACCUUCGCCGAGUUCUGGGAUCUGAUUGGGAAACUGGCGAGCAAAGAGGGAGGCUUCAGCCAGUAGAGCUCGCCAUCUUCUGUCACUCUGAUUGCGCAACGAGCGGCCAAUCGACUGGCUCUCCAGCUGUAAACACAGCAGCAUUUGAAAUUCUUUUAUCGCUGCACCAGUGCCACAUCUGUAACUCUUUAGUUAACCAUUUGUUGAAUGCGGGGAACUGUGAAUUAAAGGCUUCAUUGUCGCUGAACCCUCAACCAAUCGA